AUGAUGCUGCGGUGCUCUGGAUUGCCAUUUCUGCCCGGUAACACAUUUCAGGACAUUGGUCGCUCCAAGUUUCACAAAUCACACCACUUUGAUCAGCGCAAUCAGGUGUGCAUUCUGGUCGAUGCCAAACGGCCCGGUAUCGGUGGAACACCGCUGCUUGCGACCGACACGCCUGAAUACACGCUGCCUUCGCUUUACCCACCAUCAUAUGGCCCAGCCCGUCCGGGUUGGUUAGAGUACGAUCGGCAGGUGUUGUGUUUCUAUGGAUACUUUCAGGAAACGCUCGGUAACGUGGACCGCAUACCGUACCAGAUCCGGAAGGUGCGCAUCCUGUACUAUCUCGAGGACGAAACGAUGCAGGUAAGCGAACCGCGAACUCUUAACUCCGGCAUACCGCAAGGUUGCCUGGUAACACGCCAACGCAUACCAAGACCUCCGCCGUAUGACAGUGAGUUCACCUCGCUGCUUGACCUAAACAUCAACCAUACGGUGCAGCUGUUCGAUCGGGUCUACACCAUCACUGGGUGUGAUGAGUUUACGCGCCGGUUCCUCAACCGGUUGGGUGUCGCCGUACCGGGAGCAAUUGAACAGCCGUGCGAUCCCGCCACCGACCUUCGAAAGCAGCAAGAUUCGGCGAAGAUGGCCAGACGGCCCGCAUACAAAAUUGAUACGUUGGGCAAAUUUCUCCAGUACGACCGGAAGGUCCUCCGGUUCAAGGGUGUUUGGGACGAUCGUGGCAGCGUGUUCGGGGACGUACACGAGCUGGACGUGCUGUAUCAUCUCAGUGACGAUACGUGCGAAAUUAAGGAGAAGCUGCCUGUCAACUCGGGCCGUGAUUCGAACGGAAUGUUUCUGCGACGGGGCCGAUUGCCGAAAACCUUCGACCAUCUACCAUCGAUGGGCGAAAGUACGCCGGUAAUGGUGCUCAAUGUUGUCGGUGGGGGCUUAAAAGGGGGUCGUUACUUAACCGAUUGUGUUGGCAUUGGCAAAUCGGAUGGGAAUUACUACCGUGAUACCGAUCUGCGCAUUGGGGCGCGAAUUAAUGUGUACGGCCGGAUGGUGCUCCUAACCGGGUGCGAUCGAUUCACCGAGAGUUACUACCGCGAGAUGUACGGGUUGGAAGAUUUCACACCCCUGUACGGGUACAGUGCACCCCGGGAACAGUUUGUGCAUAGCCGGCGCAUGGAACGCGAACUGCCACCGUUUAAUGGUUGGGGUACACACGAAGAUUCCGAGGGCAACUGUCUAACGCUCGAACCAAAACCACCCAAAAUUAACUUCCGUAAGUUUGUCGUGUACGAUCGGUGCAGUUUGCGGUUUGGUGCCCGCAUGAUAUCGAACAUACGGGAGAAUAAUGAUCGGUUCUUCGUGAUCAAUUACUAUCUCAGCGAUGAUACGAUUUCGGUGUACGAAAUUCCUAUUCGCAACUCUGGCUUUCUGGGCGGGGAAUUCAUCAAACGGCGCAGGCUGUUCCUUCCCGCACAGGAUCCCUACUGCGCUGAACGGCCCGCCUGUUACGGGCCAGAACAUUUCUAUCUGGGCGCGAACGUACGUCUCCAGGAUCAUCAGUUCCACAUUACGAAUGCUGAUAUUUAUGCGCUGCGCUUCAUGGAGCUCCACUGCGAAGAGUUCCCGCUGUCGAACUUGGGCAAGAUUGUGCGUAAGCUGCGCGAUGCGAUGCAACCGCAGUACAAACAGUACGUGGCCAAGCAUAUGGCGAAGGUAACGCAGAUGAAAAUUGACGGCCGUACGGUUAGCACGAUCCCGUACGAGGGACUGCGGGAAAUACUGAUCGAGCUGCUCGGUGAUCGUAUCGUCGAUCAGGAGAUCGUGACGCUGUGUCGGUUGUUUUCCGCCGAGUCGGAACAACCUGACCCGUGCGACCGGGAACUGGUCCGGUCGGCGGUACAUGCCGAGCUGAACCGUGCCCUGUGGAGUGAUCUGGACCGCACGAAGGAACACAUCUACCAUCUGGAACCAAUCAAUGCCGAAUGGUUGACACCGCAGCGCAUGCGUACCAUCGUGAAGGCCUGCAAGAUACCGCUGGAUAGUGUGCUAGUCGAUAAGAUGCUGCUAGUAUUAAACAAAAAUGAUGAAGGCCACAUUUCGACGGCAGAUUUUCUCACGAUGCUGGAUCCGUCCGCCAUUUCCAGCAAACCGAUACAACCACUUAAUAUAAAGCACGAUGUGUGCCACUUCACCCCGUAUCGUGUAACUGGGAAGCUGGUCAACUGGGAUGAACUCUUGGCACACAUCGACCUGGAACGGACACUGACGAACCAAACAUCCUAA
Molecule: messenger RNA, 2292 nt
Organism: Anopheles marshallii
Lineage: Eukaryota; Metazoa; Arthropoda; Insecta; Diptera; Culicidae
Product: EF-hand domain-containing family member C2-like
Exons: 4
Coding region: 1-2292 (763 amino acids)
Biological process (GO): regulation of neuron projection development
Cellular component (GO): microtubule
Source: RefSeq, a predicted model, not a curated record